This is a messenger RNA of Plasmodium cynomolgi strain B, 864 nucleotides long. RefSeq lists its product as hypothetical. The record is from RefSeq and is a predicted model, not a curated record. NCBI's taxonomy places the organism in Eukaryota, Apicomplexa, Aconoidasida, Haemosporida, Plasmodiidae. The transcript is spliced from 2 exons. The coding region runs from base 1 to 864 and encodes 287 amino acids.
AUGAAAUUUGUAUUCAUUAAAAAUAUUAUAUACGUAUUUACAUAUUUUUUAUUUUACUUCAAGUAUCCCUUUUUAGAAGAAAUCUGGAAAAAGUAUGAAUUUGAUGAAGCUGUAAAAGAGAGUGAUGUGACUGAUAUUUCUUCAUUAUGCAAUGCUUAUAGUACUUAUAUCGAUUGCUCUGCAAACGAACAAAAUCAUAUAUAUAUGAAACUUUUAAGAAAUUUGAGGAACCUAUAUAAUAGUGAUAAAUCGGGGGACGAUUUUAAUAAUCACGGUUACAAUAUAUUUUAUUGGUUAUAUUAUGGAAUAAAGGAUGAUUAUAUUACUGAUACUAUUAUUAACAGUAUUUUUCAGGCAUCAUGUAAGCUAAUAGAGGAUAAAUAUAGCUUCUCUGAAACAAAAAUUUUAGUAAUGUUAUAUACAUUUAUUUAUAAUAUUGAUGUUAUUCAACAAAUAUUAACCAAUAAUAUUGAUUCUAUUAUAUGCUCUUGUAAAAAAUUUAUCAAAGAAUGUGUAUAUUCAUAUAGGUAUAUGCAUAAGCAUUACUGUCCAAAUAAUACGAUUACAAACACCAAUAUGCGUACCUGUCUUCCAGUAAAGAAUUUUAAAGAAUCUUAUGAGAAAUAUAUUUCCAAUGAAAACAAAUAUGAAUUACCAGAUUUAUCAUCUAAAACUCCUAUAAAUAUUAUAGAUUGUAGCCCACCAGAAGAAAUUAUGUCAGAUCCCGUUAUUCCAGUACCAAGCAAUCAAUCAGAACGUUCUAUAAUUCAAAGCGCAUCACAUGCUCUGGUAGCAAUAGCUGGAAUAACUAAUCUUUUAGUAUUAAUAUAUAAAGUAAAUACAAUUUUUAUUCAAAAUUGUUAA